GAAUCGAAGCGACCUUUUCAAAGAUGGCCGACCGGGUUGGGGCAUCGGUCGACGGCGAAGUCCCAUCCGAUCAGAGCCAGGAAACGGCGUCGAAAUCCUCCCGAAAUACGCAGUGGGUCAAGCUCAAUGUCGGCGGCACUUGCUUUCUCACGACCCGGACGACGCUCUGCCGAGAUCCAAAGUCCUUUCUGUACCGGCUAUGUCAAGAAGACCCCGAACUCCAUUCUGACAAGGACGAGAGCGGGGCGUACUUAAUAGACAGGGACCCGACCUACUUUGGGCCCGUGCUCAACUACCUGCGACAUGGCAAGCUGGUCAUCAACAAGGACCUCGCCGAGGAGGGGGUUCUGGAGGAGGCUGAGUUCUACAACAUCACGGAGCUGAUCAAGCUGGUGAAGCGGCACAUCCAGGAGCGCAACCGGGACCACCGCUCCCGGGAUGCCCGCAAGCACGUCUACCGAGUGCUCCAGUGCCACGAGGACGAGCUCACCCAGAUGGUCUCCACCAUGUCCGACGGGUGGCGCUUCGAACAGUUGAUCAACAUUGGGUCGUCAUACAACUACGGGAACGACGACCACGCCGAGUUCCUGUGCGUGGUGUCGAGAGAGUACCCCAGCUCGACUUCGCACACCACGGACCGAGAGUUUGAGCCCACCGACCGAGCCCAGCUCAUCCAGCAGAAGGCUGCCCGCAUGUGAAGAAAGCCGUACGGAGCGGCGCACUGGAGAAGGAGCGGCCAUGGCGCCCGUCGCCGUGGUAACGUCGCACUCUCUUCUACCAAAGCACCACCACUACCUUCGGCAAGGCAGCCUGCUCGCCUACUUUGCAGAGGGGGGCUUCAACGUCUCCGGUCUCCCUCAACCCCAAGACCGGCGUGCAGCGUCGCCGGGCACGUAGUUCCUGCGACCGUGCGUCGUGGCAACCUGGGCGGACCACCGACGCGAGCGCGACGUUCCCGAGCGCGAACCGUUGUCGGGCGACCGACCUUGCGGCCCCAUACUCAACAGGAACACGUUGGGAAGCGUACUUAAUUUAGGCGAUGGGAAACGGGAAUGCGUGGUGACGGACCACCGGUGCAAUGUUGCGGCAACGUUGCCGGCGUGACGCCUGUGGGCGGGUGGCAAAUUGGCACGACGUGCGUCACAACCUGCUGGCGUGCUGUUGCGUAAUUAAGGCUACUGUCGCGCGUGUGUGGAAAUGUUCCAACGUUUACGUUAUACUGCCGCAGUGCGGGUGCUCUCGAGCGGGAGCUCCGACCUGCAGUGUCCCUGUAAUGUCGGUCAUGCGUGCGAAGUCGUACGGACAUUGAGCCAACGUCGAUUCGGCAUUGCGGUGACCUUUGCAUUCUUUUGUGCGACGCAAACGCGGCACAAACUUUUUGCCGGCACGCUGCCGGCACGGCACGGACGUUUCCAUCGCAACGGCUACUUUGGCAUGGCUUUGCGGAUGUCGGUCCAACGUCGGCAGAGCUCUAGCCGGUCUAGUCUCUUUUGUAACGGUACCUGCAGUUUCCCUUCUCUCCCAAGUGGGCGUCAGCCUGCACUGCAACACUCCAAAGCCAAGUCGACUUUGCGGGUUGGCUUUGUAGCCGACCUGGAUUCGGCUUUAGAGCCAGCUUUACGGGUCGGCUGUGGGGCCUACUUUGUGAGGUGGCUUUAGAGCCGACCAGGAGUUGGCUUCACUGCCAACUUCGCAGGUUGGCUGUGGAGUCGACUUGGAGUUAGCCUUGAAGCCAACUUUGGAGGUUUGUUUUGGAGCCGACCCAAAGUCGGCAAAUACAACUGAGCCGGCCCAUAGUCGGCUGUGGAGCCGACGUUUUGGGUGCCAGCUUCGUGUCGUCGUGGCAGUUGCCGCAUAGCCCUGCCUCUUUUUUCUAAGAGAUUUUGUAGCACGAUGAACGUCUGUUAGUCGUUUUCUUGUGGGGGAGGGGGGAAGUGAGAUGAGUUGGGGGAGGAGGGGGGCACGCAAAGUUUGUGAAAAACGGUGGGCCUAUUUCUUUUCACUACUCGCUGAUGUGUCGCGUUUACUUAUCGGUUGUCAUUUGGCGUCCCUUUCUUUGCUGGGUGAAUCCGUAUGCUCGAGGAGGGGUGAGCGUUUACUUAACGGCUGACUUAUUUAUAAUUCUGGGGACAGUAGGGCAGCCAGCUCCUCUUCAUUCCGGUCACCACUGUAAUAAGCUGUGGGUCUAAUCUUUUACAUAUUUGGAAAGAAGGCAUCCUAACUGCAUAUACGGUCCAGUGGAUAUCCCCAGGAUGUCAAAACUAGGCCGUGGGCUUUCCGGUUUUAGCCGAAAAACACCGAUAAAUGUCCGUCGGUUUUAUAUAUGCAAGAUCGGUUUAACAAAAAAACACCAGUAAACAACUGUUGAAGAAAGUAAGAAACGCAGGCGAGCUGGUGAAUGACAUCCAUAGUAAUUCUGAGACCUACGAAUAAUAAAUAGAGACUUCGUUGCUCUGUCCGUUUUUUUAUUUUUCCUACGUCUCGGUGUUACUAUGGAAACAGCUGUUGGUGUCAAAAAUGCAAAAUCGGUUAAAACUGGAAAAUGCCAAUUUGCUCCGGCUAGACCGUUUUUGUUGAAGCCCUUGGACUUUCUCUUAGUUUUUCAUUCAAAUUUUUCCACCAAUAAUCACAGUUCUUAGUGUCGGUUCGAAACAGAUCGACAGAAUACACCAAUAUUUGAAAAAUGAAUGAAUGCCAAGACACAUCUGCCAAAAUGCCUCCUAAAUAGACACCGGAAAGUCUACACCCUAUUUGUAACCUCCCAGAGACAUCCCAGGGACGACGGCUGAACCACGUGCGUUGUCCGGACACCACCGACCGUGUAGAGCAUUCGUCCCAAGGGCCGUAGAAAGCUGUCGACCUGAACAUGAAGGGCAACCUUGAGGGAAUGAUGUCACCCUUUCUGUGCCGUGUUCAGCGUCGUAACUCAACGUGUUCAUUCUCCCUCGACCCCUUUGACCGUAUGGUACCAGAUUGAAUUUCCUCGCCUCCGAGCCACUCGCAAGUCAUUAUCGUCAUUUCCUCCAUGCCCAUAACCCGUUCUAUGGUUGAAGGGUUUUUGGACAGGAAGAGUGUGGCUCGAGGGUGGAACUGAGGCUGAAUGUGGCAAGAAUAGGAGGAUCUGGUACCGGCAUUCAGUAGUCCCCUUCUGCUGAGAUUGUAGCGCUGGGGAUGAUGCCGAACAACACAAUCGUUUUUCUGCCCCUGGGCUGCACCUGAAAUCUAAGCGGCUGGGGUAAUGGAGUGCUGAAGAACAGAAGUUAGUUUUUGUACCAGAAGCAGAGUUUCAUGUUCAGGUCGACGUACGUGCGAGUACUUCUCCAAAAGCCGAGUACGAACCCUUAUACAACGGGCAGUACUGCCUGUUGUAUAAGAGUUUGUACUCGGCUUUUGGAAAAGUGCACAAGUAAACAAACCUACGAACUUGACUGGAGUAUGGAAGGAGGGAGGCUAUUGGGGUGCUUGCAUUCCUCGAACUAGGCACGGCUGUCGUGCAGUGCCGUGCCAUUAAAUGAAAAAUAGAUAAGACCCAAAUGCUAGAACGACGUUGCGGCAAAUCGGAAGGAGGUUUCCUCGCCGGCGCUUGCGUGCCCCUCUCCGCUUGUGUGUUUGGUUGCGCAGAGAGCGCCUUUACGAGUUUGUCUCGCGAGAGUUGCGUGUCACUUGGAAAACAAAAUGUAACGACACCAUCACCACCAAACGUGCAAAUAAAACUUAUACCAUUCAUCAACAUA
Messenger RNA from Ixodes scapularis (black-legged tick), 3734 nucleotides. It is a transcript of the gene inc, whose product is annotated as BTB/POZ domain-containing protein KCTD5. Gene Ontology annotation, cellular component: cytoplasm; Cul3-RING ubiquitin ligase complex. The record is from RefSeq and is a predicted model, not a curated record. Gene Ontology annotation, molecular function: cullin family protein binding. The transcript is spliced from 5 exons. NCBI's taxonomy places the organism in Eukaryota, Metazoa, Arthropoda, Arachnida, Ixodida, Ixodidae. The coding region runs from base 24 to 698 and encodes 224 amino acids. Gene Ontology annotation, biological process: proteasome-mediated ubiquitin-dependent protein catabolic process; protein homooligomerization.